This is a messenger RNA of Pan troglodytes (chimpanzee), 639 nucleotides long. It is a transcript of the gene CCL16, whose product is annotated as C-C motif chemokine ligand 16. The transcript is spliced from 3 exons. The record is from RefSeq and is a predicted model, not a curated record. NCBI's taxonomy places the organism in Eukaryota, Metazoa, Chordata, Mammalia, Primates, Hominidae. Gene Ontology annotation, biological process: positive regulation of GTPase activity; positive regulation of cell migration; antimicrobial humoral immune response mediated by antimicrobial peptide. Gene Ontology annotation, molecular function: CCR chemokine receptor binding; chemokine activity. Gene Ontology annotation, cellular component: extracellular region. The coding region runs from base 114 to 497 and encodes 127 amino acids.
CCGGCUCUGAUGCGGUCAAGGUCCAGAGAGCUGAGUAGUUGGCAAGCGGACCACCAGCAACAGACAACAUCUUCAUUCGGCUCUCCCUGAAGCUGUACUGCCCCGCUGAGAGGAUGAAGGUCUCCGAGGCUGCCCUGUCUCUCCUUGUCCUCAUCCUUAUCAUUACUUCGGCUUCUUGCAGCCAGCCAACUUGCAAUGUGAUUCCUUCAGAAGUUCCUGAGUGGGUGAACACCCCAUCCACCUGCUGCCUGAAGUACUAUGAGAAAGUGUUGCCAAGGAGACUAGUGGUGGGAUACAGAAAGGCCCUCAACUGUCACCUGCCAGCAAUCAUCUUCGUCACCAAGAGGAACCGAGAAGUCUGCACCAACCCCAAUGACGACUGGGUCCAAGAGUACAUCAAAGAUCCCAACCUACCUUUGCUGCCUACCAGGAACUUGUCCACGGUUAAAAUUAUUACAGCAAAGAAUGGUCAACCCCAGCUCCUCAACUCCCAGUGAUGACCAGGCUUUAGUGGAAGCCCUUGUUUACAGAAGAGAGGGGUAAACCUAUGAAAACAGGGGAAGCCUUAUUAGGCUGAAACUAGCCAGUCACAUUGAGAGAAGCAGAACAAUGAUCAAAAUAAAGGAGAAGUAUUUCGAA